AAUAUUAUCAACCAGGUAUUAUGAUUCUCAACGACACUCCCUUGGUGGACGACCCCCUCGUAGACGACAGCGUCGACCCCGUGUUGGACGUGGCCUUGUGGGGCGACAAGGCCGUCACGCCCUUCGUGGCUUCGGUCCACGUGUGGCCACGGAGCCUGGCCGUGGCCACCCUGGCCCUGGCCGGCGGCGGGAAGAUGUUGCUUGUCACCUAUAUGGUGGACGGCGAGGGUCUGAAGCGCCUGCUGGUGCUGGCCAGUCUUGUUGUGAUCCUCCUGACGGUGCUGCUGGUGGCCAGGGUCCUGCGGGGCCGUGACCAGGGCCGUGACCGUGGCCGUGGCCGUGACCAGGGCCGUGACCAGGGCCGUGACCGUGGCAGCCGUGACGAGAGCUGGGAAGACAUGACAAAGAGGAAGACAAAGAGGAGGAGAAGAACGGUGGCGGUAAAGACGACGGCCAUCAGCCGUGUCUUCUCCGGAAGAGGCAAGAGGUGGAGGAGGAAGAGGAGACAGGGAGGAGCUUGUGCCAGCACCGGAUGGUGCCUUGUCUCCUGGCUCCGUCUCCUCCCCUCCCGUGUCUCCUCUACCCUCACCUCACUCACCUCCCUUCUCCUCUUUCUCGAGUCCUUCCUCAGUUCAGUAGCAACCCAGCUGCUGUUGAUCACUUCCGCUUGCAACAAUGUCUCCGCGGCGCUGUCAACUGUGUUGUCAGCGGCAGCCACUCUCUCCUCCACUCUUGGCCGCGAGUUCUCCUCCUACACGCAACAAUCCUUCACUCGCGUGUGAAGGUCGCGGGCCUUGACCAGCGACUCCAGGCACUUGACCAGCGACUCCAGGCACUUGACCAGCGACUCCAGGCACUUGACCAGCGACUCCAGGCACUUGACCAGCGACACACCUGCCAGGCUGGUCAACCACACCUGAUCACUCCCGCGGCCCUACCACUGGUAGGGGCCGAUGGAGUCACUCCCGCGGCCCUACCACUGGUAGGGGCCGAUGGAGUCACUCCCGCGGCCCUACCACAGGUAGGGGCUGGGGGAGUGGCAGGUGU
Molecule: messenger RNA, 1047 nt
Organism: Procambarus clarkii (red swamp crayfish)
Lineage: Eukaryota; Metazoa; Arthropoda; Malacostraca; Decapoda; Cambaridae
Source: RefSeq, a predicted model, not a curated record